Daldinia childiae is the source of this 1908-nucleotide messenger RNA. Its product is annotated as Calcium channel YVC1. The transcript has 3 exons. Gene Ontology annotation, biological process: transmembrane transport; monoatomic ion transport. The record is from RefSeq and is a predicted model, not a curated record. Gene Ontology annotation, molecular function: monoatomic ion channel activity. Bases 1 to 1908 code for a protein of 635 amino acids. Gene Ontology annotation, cellular component: membrane. NCBI's taxonomy places the organism in Eukaryota, Fungi, Ascomycota, Sordariomycetes, Xylariales, Hypoxylaceae.
AUGGGAUCGUCACCCUUCGAACGGUCAUCACGAUUGGUCAUUUCACGAAACUCGUCGUCGACCUUCUGGGCUAACACACGUCGGACUCUCCGAUAUGAAGUCCUCCCCGUUCAUCGAGACGAUGCAGUCGAAUCUGCCAUUCCCGCUUCAGAAGUUACCAAAGUUGCCCUCCGCCUCCGAUACCUUAUCGAACAGUGCGUACCAUGCGAACUAGAAGAAUUGCAAAUUACUCGGCCUCAUAGCAAGAUAAUUACACCUAAAGUUAUUAAAGCUGCAAAAGAGGCCGGAGGAUCGGAGAAUCGCUCAUGUGUAGUGUUCUGCCUCUUAGUUGUCAAACGUUGGUUUAAGCAUCAAGCCAUAGUUGAGCUUUGGGAUGCCGACCUGCAUCAAAUCCGAGCUAUCGCUUGCGAAGUCAUAGCGAAGCAGAUCAUCGAGUCCGAGGAUGAUAUACCUUAUCUGCUACAAUCGGUUCUGCUUAAGCGCUACUCCGUCGUCGUCGACGGCGAGGAUACCCCACCUGUUAACGUUAUCGAGAAAGCUGUCGAUCUUCAUGCCCUGCGUGUAAUUGCUUCUUCGGGCUAUCAGAAAUGUAUCAACUAUCUCUGGAGAGGUUGGCUUGUCCAGGAUGAGAAUGAUCCUGCCAGCUUCGUCGACUACAAGGAUCGCGACAAUACUACAUUCAUGCUUCAUUUGGAUCCCGACCGCAUGCGAGCACCCAUGUACCAGAACGCCUUCCAACUAAUCAUUUCUUUCGUUUACUUGGCUCUCUACACUGGUGCGAUCAACACCAUUAACCCUGAUGGUGAUCUGGACUUUGUCGAGAUUUUACUCUACGUUUUCACCUUUGGCUUCCUAUUUGAUGAAUUAGCAAAGUUCUAUAAAGCCGGAUACCAUAUUUUCAGCUUCUGGAACGCAUUCAACAAUGUCCUAUACUCGCUACUGAUGGUUUCACUCGCUAUGCGCAUAGUCGCCUUUACCCACCCACCAGAUGACGAUUCCCGUCAGAAAUUCAACCAGCUUUCGUACAACUUCCUCGCGUUUACGGCGCCUAUGUUCUGGAUCCGCCUACUGCUCUAUAUGGAUUCAUUCCGCUUCUUCGGUGCGAUGCUUGUUGUGCUAAAGGUGAUGAUGAAAGAAAGCAUGAUCUUCUUUGCUUUGCUAAUUGUUGUUGUUAUCGGUUUCUUGCAAGCUUUCAUUGGCAUGGAUUAUGCGGACGACAUGACAGGAGAAGAUACGAUUUUUAUUCUACAGGCCAUGGCUAAUGCUAUCAUGCAAAGCCCGGAUUUCAGCGGGUUUGAACGUUUUAGCCCGCCGUUUGGAAUCAUUCUCUACUAUCUCUUUACAUUCGUCGUCAUGGUCAUCUUGCUAAAUGUAUUAAUUGCACUUUACAACAGUGCCUACGAGGAUAUAUACGAUAACGCUGACGAUGAGUUUCUGGCACUAUUUUCUCAGAAGACCAUGCAGUUCGUGCGUGCACCGGACGAGAAUGUUUUUAUCGCCCCGUUCAACUUGAUUGAAAUAUUCCUCUUGAUCAUUCCUUUUGAGUGGUGGAUGCCCAAGAAUCAGUACGAACGUCUUAAUGACAUUGUAAUGGGAAUAAUAUACUCCCCCUUACUCUUCUGCUCUGCCUUGUUCGAAGUCAGGGCAGCUAAGGAUAUCCGUCGAAAUAGGAGGAGGGGUGAGGAAGAUGAUGAUACCGAAGAGGAAUGGGAGCAGAUGGCGAACGAUAUUGACUUCGAAAGCGAGGGCUGGGCAAAGAAGGUUGCUGGUAGCAAACCUAACAUCGAAGAGGAUCCUACCAUGACAGAGGUCAAGAAGCUGAGAGAGGACAUUGAGCAACUCAAGGCAUUGCUGGAAAAAUUUAGCAAGAACGUCGAUGACAAGGUUGGAGGUGAUGGUUUACUUUGA